CGCAGCUGUCACUUUGCACGUGGUUUUGUUGUGAAAAUUCCAGCUUUUGCAUUUUCGUGAUUUUCUGCAGGAAAACACCGCAGGAAUGGAUGUUGAUGAACCAAAUCCCAUGGAGGUGGGUGAGGAGGAGUCUGACGAUGAGGUGUCGAGUGAAGAGAGUGAGGAGGGAGAAGUUUAUUUGCCGGGAAAACCUAUUGCGGAAGAAGAGAAUUUAGUUUGCGAUGAGACAGCGUAUGUGAUGCUCCAUCAGGCACACACAGGUGCUCCCUGUCUCAGCUUUGACAUCAUCCCUGAUGAUCUAGGAGAGCGUCGUGAGGAAUUCCCUCUAACUUCCUACCUUGUGGCUGGAACUCAAGCUGCCAGGACGCAUGUAAACAAUGUAAUUAUCAUGAAGAUGAGCAACUUGCACAGAACGAGUACAGAGAAGAAGAAAAAGGAGGAAGAUGAUGAAUCCGAGAGCGAGGAGGAAGAAGAAGAUAUUCCCCCGGAGAAACUUCCACAGAUGCAGUGUGCACUGAUUAAGCAUCAGGGCUGUGUGAAUAGGAUCCGUGUAACACGCCAUAGUAAUUCCAUCCUCGCAGCGUCGUGGAGUGAACUAGGGCAGGUGAAUGUGUGGAACCUCAAUCAGCAGCUAACCUGCGUUAAUGAUCCAGCAUUGUUGAGUAGUUACGAGAAAUCCAGCGAGGGGAAUCGCACAAAGCCCCUGUACACGUUUUCUGGGCAUCAGCAGGAGGGAUUUGCCAUGGAUUGGAGCCCCACAGUUUCCGGGGUGCUGGCCACUGGCGAUUGCCGACGAGACAUUCACUUGUGGCAGCCAGGAGAGGGAGGAACAUGGGCCGUAGAUCAGCGCCCUCUUAUUGGGCACACAGACUCCGUUGAGGAUCUCCAGUGGAGUCCCAAUGAAAGGAGUGUCCUGGCAUCGUGCUCCGUGGACAAGAGUAUUCGCAUUUGGGAUUCACGCGCCUCCCCGGCAAAGGCGUGCAUGCUAACGUGCGAUUCAGCUCACGACAGUGACAUCAACGUCAUCAGCUGGAAUCGCAAUGAGCCCCUAAUUGUGAGCGGAGGAGACGACGGGGUGCUCCAUGUGUGGGAUUUGCGAACUUUCACCACAAAGACACCAAUUGCAACGUUCAAGCACCACACAAACUACAUUUCCACCGUUGAGUGGCAUCCCACGGACUCCAGUGUCCUUGCAUCCGGUGGGGCGGAUAAUCAAAUUGCUCUGUGGGAUCUCUCCGUUGAGAGGGAUGCAGCCGAGGAGGGAGAAACAGUCAAUGAGGAGCUAAAGAAUCUCCCGCCACAGCUUCUCUUCAUCCACCAGGGGCAGACGGAUAUUAAGGAGCUCCACUGGCAUCCACAACUUCCAGGAGUUAUCCUUUCCACAGCCAACAGUGGGUUUAACAUCUUCCGGACGAUAAGUGUCUAAUAAAAAGAUUCUUAAUUUCAAAA
Molecule: messenger RNA, 1449 nt
Organism: Lutzomyia longipalpis
Lineage: Eukaryota; Metazoa; Arthropoda; Insecta; Diptera; Psychodidae
Product: glutamate-rich WD repeat-containing protein 1
Exons: 2
Coding region: 86-1426 (446 amino acids)
Molecular function (GO): protein binding
Source: RefSeq, a predicted model, not a curated record